AGGAUUGGAAUACAAAUGAACCUUGAGCGUUGUCUACUGCCUACUUCCAAGACUUCUCUAAUGGAAGAUAGCCCUUCAACCGAGUUAAUAGCCGAUGAGUAUGACCAUGUGGUCAGUGAUGAAGAAGCCAGUGUACAUAUUUUUGCAGACACUUCAUGUAUUAAAAAUUGUGAACACUUUUUGAAAUCAUUCAAUAUAGAAGUAUCUCCAGAAUAUAUUCAUGAGUUGGAUAGUUAUGACAACGUAAAAUCUACAUUAGAUUCUGUUGCAAAAAAUCCUAAAAAAAAAUCCAUACUGUUUUUGAUAUUUUGGGGAUAUUUCGAACCCUCAACGCAUGGGCAGCUUAUUCUGGAUGAUGGUAAACAAAUAUUAUUUUAUGAAGUAUGGAGUAAAUUCUGCAAUGAAGAUUGGCGAAAUAUACCGAAAGUUUUUCUUUUUAAUGUGAUAAAAACUAACAAUACUGUUCGAAGGGAUACUUGUCUCUAUCAGCCUAGAGAAUUCGAUACUCCAAACGAGGGCGAUGUUAUGGUGAUUUUGAAGAAAAAUGUUGAUAUUCAAGAAAGUAGGAGUUUUUUCGAAGAAAUAGAAAAAAACAUCGAAGAAUUUGGAAGGAGGGAAGAUUUUUCUUCUAUUGUAACAGCUGUUGAAGUUUCUGGUGAGAAAAAUAUCAAAUCUAGGCCUAUUUUAAUAUCAACCCUGCUGAAAAAAUUAUAUUUGAUACCCAGCCCUUAUCGAGGACACCAUUUGACCCUAAUGGAAACGGAUAUGGCUAUUGCUAAUGAAAUUGGAAGACUAGAUUCAUUACAAUCAUAUUAUGAUUCAUUGGAAUCGGCUAGUACUUGGGAUCUAUCCACAGUAGACACUGAUAAGGAAACCUGCUGCCCUAAAAAAACUGAUAGCCGAAGGAGUUCACACCAAGAAGCAGGAAGUUCGAGAACUAGAAAGUCUACCGAUAAAACUCAUAGGAGUAGUUCAUCUUACAAAAAUAUAAAGAGAAGGUUAUCUACAACUAAAGAAAAGUGUUACUUGAUGUGAUAGUUUUGUUAUAUUAUAAAUAUGAUGACUUGUA
Messenger RNA from Harmonia axyridis, 1069 nucleotides. RefSeq lists its product as uncharacterized. The record is from RefSeq and is a predicted model, not a curated record. The coding region runs from base 16 to 1035 and encodes 339 amino acids. NCBI's taxonomy places the organism in Eukaryota, Metazoa, Arthropoda, Insecta, Coleoptera, Coccinellidae. The transcript is spliced from 5 exons.